This is a messenger RNA of Letharia columbiana, 1209 nucleotides long. RefSeq lists its product as uncharacterized. The record is from RefSeq and is a predicted model, not a curated record. Gene Ontology annotation, molecular function: protein binding. The coding region runs from base 1 to 1209 and encodes 402 amino acids. The transcript has 3 exons. Lineage: Eukaryota; Fungi; Ascomycota; Lecanoromycetes; Lecanorales; Parmeliaceae.
AUGCUUCUGCUCUUCAUCCUCAUCACGUGCUUUGCUUUAGCUUCAACUCUCCCUGCGCAAGGUCGGUACGAUGACUGCCAAAGGGCAAUUUUUACAUUGUCCAAUAAUCCGGAAGGAAACAACAUCCUUUCACUCGCUGCCUCCUAUAAUGGCACUCUGUCUUCGCCCGUCCUGACCCCGACUGGAGGCAAAGGCCUGCUGGGCCUAAAUGUCGGCCCACCGUUCGGACCUGUUGGUACAACUGUCGGAUCAGACGGCCUCUUCGGGCAAAACUCGGUCGUGGUUUCUGAAAACUAUCUUUUCACCGUCAAUUCAGGCAGUCACACCCUGUCGAUGUUCGUAAUCUACCCUUGGGCACCCCUCUACCCCAAGCUUGUUGGCAAGCCUGUCGAUACACAAGGCGAGUUUCCACAGUCUGUGACCUACUCCGCGCAACUCAACACAGCCUGCGUCGUCAAUGGUGGAGCCAAGAAUGGAGUUGCAUGCUUCACGGUCUCGAUUGAAAACGGCCUUUCCCCAGUCGGCGGCCUUCGCCCGCUCAAAAACCUUCAUACAAACACCCCGCCUAGCGGACCACCAGACUCAGCCUCCGAGAUCCUCUUUAGCCCCAGCUCAUCAGCUCUCUUCGUAACAAUCAAGGGCAAACCCGGACCUCCUGCAGUCCCAGGUUACAUUUACGCCUUCGGCGUCAACAACGGGCAGAUAUCCAGUGAUGCGAUCAUAUCAUCCCCAUCAGCACUCAUACUGGACUACAGCAUAAACUUCCUUGGCUCCGAAACCUCGGCUCUUAUAACGGAUCCCACCUUUGGUGCCUCGAUUGUCAACAUCGCUUCCGACUUGACUGUUACGGAGACACACCACACCACCAUUCCAAACCAGGGUGCUGUAUGUUGGGCAGCCUAUUCGCGCCACUAUGGUACCGUGUACGUGGUGGAUGCAAAUCGUACAAAUGUCACAGCCUUGGAUCCUCUCAGCGGAGCAAUCAAAGGCGUGAUCCAAUUUCAAGCUGAUGCUCUUGGGGGUUUUGAUACCAUCAUCGACAGGCAGUGGAUGUACAUUCUGAGCGGCGCUAACAGUGUGGUGGUAAUUGACCUUGAGGAGUCGGGGGGAACAGCUGUACAGCAACUUGGGAUAGCACAGGAGGGGCCAGCGGGGCAUUGGCAGGGUAUGGCAGUCUAUCCUGCACAUCGAGACAGUUUUUUGUGGUAG